AAGGCUUGACUGUUCACGGAACGGUGCGUAACAUAAGCAGUGCUACUUAGCAUAGCAUCGUUCGAAGUAGACACGAGCACCUGGAGCUAUAAUGGUUUAAAAGUCUUGUACUGAAAGUCAUAUCGUGUGCCUUAUAUGCCCCAGCGUGGAAGUGCGAAGUUUAAUUCUGGGAAAGGAAAGAAAGGAAUGCUCAACUGGGUCAUUUCGACGCGUUUAUGUUAGCCCGCUUCCGCUAAGUAAUUAGCAGACUGGCUAACCGGAAUUCGGGGACGCCUGGUGAGCAGACCGACACACGGCAGCUAAGUUUUGAGAGUUAUCAGGAAGCGAUGGAUGGUUCCUCUCAACCCGCCUCAGACCGAAUUCUGCUAGAACCGUACAAGUACUUGUUGCAGCUGCCAGGAAAACAAGUGAGGACAAAACUUGCCCAAGCAUUUAACCACUGGCUCAAUGUACCAGAAGACAAACUGCAGGUGAUCAUUGAGGUGACGGAGAUGCUGCACAACGCCAGCUUGCUGAUAGACGACAUCGAGGACAACUCCAAGUUGCGUCGAGGCUUCCCGGUGGCUCACAGCAUCUACGGCAUUCCCUCGGUGAUCAACUCGGCCAACUACGUGUACUUCCUGGGGCUGGAGAAGGUUCUGAUCCUGGAGCACCCAGAAGCCGUACGAGUAUUUACCCGCCAGCUGCUGGAGCUGCACCGCGGCCAGGGCCUGGACAUCCACUGGAGGGACACCUACACCUGUCCCACAGAGGAGGAGUAUCGCAACAUGGUGCUACAGAAGACCGGGGGCCUCUUCGGUUUGGCCGUGGGGCUCAUGCAGCUCUUUUCAGACUGGAAGCAGGACCUCAAGCCCCUCCUGGACACGCUGGGGCUGUUCUUCCAGAUCCGGGACGACUACGCCAACCUGAGUUCCGACGAGUACAGCGAGAACAAAAGCUUCUGUGAGGAUCUGACAGAGGGGAAGUUCUCGUUUCCCACAAUCCACGCCAUAUGGUCGCGCCCGGAGAGCACCCAGGUGCAGAACAUCCUCCGGCAGCGCACGGAGAACAUGGACAUCAAGAAGUACUGCGUGGACUACCUGGAGAAGGUGGGAUCUUUCGCCUACACCCGACAGACCCUGCGGGAUCUGGAGGCGGAGGCUUACCGCCUCAUCACGGAGUUGGGAGGGAACCCUCAGCUGGAGAGCCUGAUCAAACAUCUCAGCCGCAUGCAUAAUGAAGCAGAGGCCUCAGCAGAGUCCAACAGAGAGACGAAAUCCAGCCAAAACUACUGACACACUCCCUCACACUCCUGCUUUCCUGAACGCAGAAGAUGCACAUUCCUGAAAAGCUCCAAACUAACCGUUGUGACGGCAGACGAGCUCCAAGUGUGGCUUAAAAUAGUACCCAUGGCUGAUUCUUACAUCUGAAGUGCUGCAGUGCUCUCAGGAAUAGAAAUUAAGCAGCAGAACUACAGUCAGUUUCUGCUUUACCACUUGACAAGAUUAUUACAAAAAAAAAAAUCAUAAAUCUUGAAAGCCUUUUCUUCUGAUGCACACUUCAGUGGAUCUAAGUGCUUUUUGUCGGUUCCAGUUAAUCCAGUUAAUUGAGUGAACGUUGUUUUUGAUUUAAAUCUCUAACCGGAGUGAUUUGAGGUCCCAUAAUGGCUGAAUCAGCAGGGAGUCGAUUCAGCCCUGCAGAAAAACAGCCGUGUGGUUUGUUCUGAUUGCUCUGUAACAAUGAUGUUAGUGACUGUUUCCACGCAGUCGUCUCACAGCACAAAUCCUCACAGCUACCGUGAUGCUCACAUAUUUAUAUAUUGACACUGCUGUAUUCUAGGAUCUUGUUUGAAUUUCUUGAAUAAAAAAUUUUUUAAAUCUAAA
Messenger RNA from Poecilia latipinna (sailfin molly), 1862 nucleotides. It is a transcript of the gene ggps1, whose product is annotated as geranylgeranyl diphosphate synthase 1. Gene Ontology annotation, biological process: isoprenoid biosynthetic process. Bases 327 to 1274 code for a protein of 315 amino acids. Gene Ontology annotation, molecular function: prenyltransferase activity. The transcript is spliced from 4 exons. The record is from RefSeq and is a predicted model, not a curated record. Lineage: Eukaryota; Metazoa; Chordata; Actinopteri; Cyprinodontiformes; Poeciliidae.